This is a messenger RNA of Pogona vitticeps (central bearded dragon), 1883 nucleotides long. RefSeq names its product tropomyosin 1 (gene TPM1). The record is from RefSeq and is a predicted model, not a curated record. Lineage: Eukaryota; Metazoa; Chordata; Lepidosauria; Squamata; Agamidae.
UCGUCGGCGCCCCCGCCGCUAACCCUCGACGGUCAGCCCGGCUCCCGCGCCCUGACCCACCACCGCCGCCGCCGCCAUGGACGCCAUCAAGAAGAAGAUGCAGAUGCUCAAGCUGGACAAGGAGAACGCCUUGGACCGAGCGGAGCAGGCCGAGGCCGACAAGAAGGCCGCCGAGGACCGCAGCAAGCAGUUAGAGGAAGACAUAGUGCAGAUAGAAAAGCAACUCCGAGUCUCGGAGGAUGAGAGGGACCGGGUUCUGGAAGAGCUGCACAAAGCCGAGGAAAGCCUGCUCUCUGCGGACGAGAAAGCGGCCAAGGCUGAGAGCGAUGUGGCUUCCCUGAACAGGCGUAUCCAGCUGGUUGAGGAGGAGCUGGAUCGUGCCCAGGAGCGUCUGGCAACUGCUCUGCAGAAACUGGAGGAGGCUGAAAAGGCAGCUGAUGAGAGCGAAAGAGGAAUGAAGGUCAUUGAGAGCAGGGCCCUGAAGGAUGAAGAGAAGAUGGAGAUCCAGGAGAUUCAGCUCAAAGAGGCCAAACACAUUGCUGAGGACGCCGACCGCAAGUAUGAAGAGGUGGCUCGUAAACUGGUGAUCAUUGAGAGCGACCUGGAGCGCGCUGAGGAACGGGCCGAGCUCUCAGAAAGCCAAGUCCGGCAGCUGGAGGAGCAGCUAAGGAUAAUGGAUCAAACGUUGAAAGCAUUAAUGGCUGCAGAGGAGAAGUAUUCGCAGAAGGAGGACAAGUAUGAAGAGGAAAUCAAGAUCCUGACUGACAAACUGAAAGAGGCUGAGACUCGAGCUGAGUUUGCAGAGAGAUCAGUAACCAAGCUGGAGAAGAGCAUUGAUGACUUAGAAGAGAAAGUGGCACAUGCCAAAGAAGAAAACCUCAAUAUGCAUCAAAUGCUGGAUCAAACUUUACUGGAGUUAAACAACAUGUGAGCACCUCCUUAACUGCGGCAACACCACUAUCCGUUUUCUGUCAGUUGUUUUUUUUUUCUUUCUUUCUUUUUUUUAAAAACACCUGCUUGCCAUGAAAUCCCCUGGAAUGUGUCUUUAUUAUUUUCUCCCCACUUUGCCAGAAUCACAAGACCAUCUGCUGAACCCUAGGCACAAGAUCCAGGGAAACACUGAGAUCGGGGGGUGGGGUGGGGGUUACGUAUAGGCUAAAAAUAGCAUUUAGCCGUGCCAUAUUUCCGACCGAAAUUUUGCCUGCAAAUUUUGUACAAACUUCAGUAGCAUUCAUGGAGUGCGAUCCUCGUUGAGGAAGGGGCCACAGAACGAAGCUUCAAUCGGUGCUGCUGAAUUAUCCCGUCAAACAAAAAUUAAAAACCCAGGAGAGGACCCAGGAAGAGGAGGGGGGGCGAGUGUUGAUUGGCAUUCCUUGAAAUAAACACAAAAGGUGCUUAUAUGGUACUUAAAUUUGCUAUUUGGACAAUUUAGGCAAGGCAUGGAUCUUUUUAUUCCAGAGGUCUUCAGCUUUCCAUGACUCAAAAACCCAACAGACCUGGGGGGACGACACCCCCUCGCCCGCUCCUUGUGAACUGUUUUGAUUAUGAACGCCUGUGUUCAGAAAUGGGUGCGAUGUACAGCUUGCUACAAAAUGGCAGGCAGCCUUUCUGGGUCUGUAAAGUUUAUUCUGCGGCAACAUCUUAAAAGUUCCCCUCCACGCUGGGGAACAAGACCAAAUGAAUCUGGCUUUGAGGAAUUCCGGCUUGUCUUCUGGUUUGGUCCAAAGCUGAAGGGAAUCAAAUAAAUUUGCUAUUUGUCACAUGUCUGUUGAACACACUUUUGUUGUUGUUGUUUUGAUCAGUUUUUGAGAAUCAUACCUGUAUGUAAACAUUGUAUAAUUGAUAAUGGAAUAAAAACACACACUAGGACAUUUUUUAAAAAC